This is a messenger RNA of Xenopus laevis (African clawed frog), 1337 nucleotides long. RefSeq names its product vexin L homeolog (gene vxn.L). Bases 399 to 971 code for a protein of 190 amino acids. The transcript has 6 exons. Gene Ontology annotation, cellular component: nucleus; plasma membrane. NCBI's taxonomy places the organism in Eukaryota, Metazoa, Chordata, Amphibia, Anura, Pipidae. The record is from RefSeq and is a predicted model, not a curated record. Gene Ontology annotation, biological process: neurogenesis; neuron differentiation.
UAGAUAGAUGCUAAAUAGAUGAUGGAUAUAUACAUAGAUAGAUGCUAAAUAGAUAAAUAGAUGAUAGACGCUAUAAAAUCUUUAACAAGCUAAGAAAUAUGGUGAUCCGGGUAAGUGUGUUAGUUGUAUGUGAUGGAACAGGAAGCAGUGAAACACAACUGGCCCUGGGGUGUCAGCUUAGGCAAGACUCUUUUGUAUGAAUGGAAUUCUUUGGAAGACAGAUGGGAGUACAUAAUGUUACAAUGUGGAAUACGGAAUGAGAUGAGAUCACAGCAUCAGCCUGUCCAUCCUUUGUAAACCUGGACAAUGAUCAGAGCUGCUGAAUCCAGCAGUGUAUUUAGGAGCUGCUCAUUCUGGUUUCGUUCAAGCUGCUGGACACACGUCUACCUCAGGGAGAAAUGAUCAAGCUACACAGACAGAGUUACAAGAACCUACAGAAUAUCAGCACUGCUUCUCCUUCCAGGGUAUGCAAAUCAGCCAGAGGAAAGACUUCAACUGCUCAGAAGAGCCAUGUGAAUAAGGGGGCACUGUCUUGUGAUGUACAUCCCCACCAGGCUCAGGAACUUGUAUCACAGCAAGUGGAGCUCCUGCAUGUUCUUCACAGGAAUGAUGAGAUGUGGAGACUGGCAGUGCAGGACACAACAAAGCACAUUCAAAGCGCUGAAAAAAAAGCAUCACGGUUUAGUCGACGCAAACAAACUGCGCCACCCAAAACAAAAAGCCUUAGAACGCCGCCAGCCUGCAGCACAGACAAACAGAAUGCCCCCACUGUGCCGGCUUCACCCUCCAGCUACGAGACACUGGGGUGCAGAGAGCAGCGACCAGAGAACCCCAAAGAUGAAGCCACUUUGCCCCUUACUGCUCACAACAUCCCAAAAAAAGCACCAAGUCUACUGGAGAAAAUUGGGCUGAAACUAAAGAGGACUGUGGAAUAUAUUGGGGCUUCUAACUGUGCCUUUGAAGACGACUGAAGAAAGAUAAACCAAAAUGAACAACUCAGCCAGUCUCUUCCCUUGCCAAUGACUGUAACAAAGCCAAAAAUAAUGAGAAUGAAUUAAUGAUAUAAUUCUUUCUACUACUAGUGCACUAGCAAAUCAUUUGCACAAAGGAAAGAAUAGCACAAAGAUUGAGUUCUAGGUUGUCUUACUGCUUCCCAGUAACUUUGUUUGGAAUAACUGCUGCAGCAUUAACAUGCUCAGCGAAACGAGGUGAACGCUUUGGGGCAGAUUUACUAAAAGGUGAAGUGGUUAACGCUAGCGACAAUUGGCUAGCGUUACCACCUGCAGGGACAUCGCCGAUCAACUAACGGGCGCAGGUGCCAAUUCGCUAGCGGAAAA